Messenger RNA from Saitoella complicata NRRL Y-17804, 789 nucleotides. RefSeq lists its product as uncharacterized. NCBI's taxonomy places the organism in Eukaryota, Fungi, Ascomycota, Saitoellomycetes, Saitoellales, Saitoellaceae. The transcript has a single exon. The coding region runs from base 34 to 699 and encodes 221 amino acids. The record is from RefSeq and is a predicted model, not a curated record.
UGGGAUUAUCCAAGACCAACUGUGAAGAAGAAGAUGAUAGAAGAUGCCUACGCCAGUGGGCAGGGUACGACGAUGACAAGCGUGACAAGGGAAAGUUUGGCGGCACCGAGGACGUCCAUAGCGAACUCGUACGAUGCCAGAGCACAGGCGACUCCAGGGUUGCCCCUCAUUCGCCCUUCAGCGAGUGACCCUGUGGCUGUGCCAAGUCAGCGAAGUGAAGCAGUACCCGUCAGAGUGAAAGAUUAUGGUCAGACAAGCGCAUCGGAUCCGAUUGCGGCACGAAAACCACCGAUGCUGGUAACCAGACAUGUUGAGACCACACAGACGAAUGAUUCAGCGGCUAUAGCGAGACCUCGCCCGGAACCACUGCAAAUGAUAUCCAGCCUAACCAGGUCUACUCAACCCCUGGCGAACCUACCGUCUUCCGUGAUUACUGUCCCUGCAAGCAGAAAAGAGACCGAAUAUGCUCUUACAGCUACAUCUGCCACCAACCCCCGCAAGCGGAAAGACUCAGAUCGCGAUCUGGACUCCCUUGCCUCGUUUCUAGCCACCAUCCAGCCUUCGCAAGAAGAUCGGAGAACCACGGAAGAGAUGAUCGUGGACUGCUUGAAGCAUGAAGGGUUUCCGCGGUUAGUAGAGACGGUGGCGAAGUGUCUGAGGGAGAAAGGGCUAUUGCCUGGACAGAGCUUGCAUGGUUAGUCGAGGAGGGAGGAAUGCGUGGGAGAAGAAGUAAUGCAUUGUGGGAAGGGCAGAAGGGAGGCGGGAUUUAUACAAGAACGACACAAUAGA